AUGGCCACGAGGAGGAGGCGGAAAAUGGCCCUUGUCCUGUGUCCCGAGAUGCCGCAGCCCAUCCCGAGRGACACCGGCGCCAGGCCCGAGGACCCCGACAGGCUCAGCUGUCAUUCACUGUGCGAAUCGCUGUUAUCCUGUGGGAGCGGAUUCAACAAUUUCCAAGGCAUUUUUAACUGGUCGGUGGUUCUGCUGGUUCUCACUCAUAUUCACAUGAGCCUGGAGAAUUUUAUCAAGUACGGACUUCUCUUUGAUCCCAUAAAGAUCAUCUCAGUUUUCAUUAAAGACCCCUAUAAGUGGCCAGCAAUAUAUCUCAUUGCCGGUAAGCUAGCAAGGUUGAGUGUCAGCAGCCAAGUAUUCAAGACCAUCACAUUUAAAUUUAUAGAAAAGUAUUUAAAAAAGGUCCGUGGCUCUGGAUUCCUGGGUUUGGCGCUGCAGACUCUUAACUUGCUCUCCCUGGUGGCGUUCCCGGCUGUGAUGGUUUAUAGAAUGAAAGCCAUAACUCCAGUUGGAGGGCUGCUGACCAUGUUUGUGUAUCUCAUCAUUACCCUGAAACUGUUCUCAUACUACCAGGUGAAUCGCUGGCAUAGGGAGGCAAACCCCAAAUCUGUCCGAGGAAGUGCCAGGAUGCAAGCAGAAUACUCCAGCUACCACCCCAGAAGGAGUGAAAGAGGACAGUCAAAGCAGAUUGUCUACCCAAUGAACCUGAAAGUAAAAGACUUGUAUUAUUUUCUGCUAGCCCCAACACUUUGCUACCAGCUGAAUUUCCCACGGCUAAAGCACUGCAGACAUGGCUAUGUCCUUAAGAGGCUGCUUGAAAUGGUAUUUCUCUUUCAUCUCAUGCUGGGGCUAAUUCAGCAGUGGAUUGUACCAAACAUACAUAAAUCAAUGAAGCCCAUCAUGGAAAUCGAGUCCACCUUGCUCACAGAAUACCUCCUGAAGCUGGCGGUGCCAAAUCACUUCAUCUGGCUGAUCUUUUUUUAUUGGUACUUUCACUCCUGCCUCAAUUGCCUUGCAGAAUUGCUGCGAUUUGGUGACCGGCAGUUUUACCUGGACUGGUGGAAUGCAGACUCAGUCUUACAGUUCUGGUCCAGAUGGAAUAUCCCGGCUCACAGAUGGCUAGACAGACACGUCUACAAGCCCUUGCUGCACCACGGCUAUGACAAGUGGCAGGCCCGCCUGGCUGCGUUUCUACUCUCUGCGUGUUUCUUUGAGUAUCUGAUCGCCAUCCCACUGAAGAUGUUCCGGUUUUGGUUGUUUGCUGCGAUGCUCUCUCAGAUCCCACUCUCUUGCCUGUUGAAAUGGCUUUUUGGUGGCAGCUAYGGUAACAUCCUCAUGUGGAUCAGCCUGGUCCUGGGGCCUCCUCUCAUGGUGCUGUUGUACUUCCAUGACUAUUACAUCCUCCACUACCGGAAGGACUCCGCUUGGAAACUGUUUUUCUGAUGACGUGCCCAGAACCCAGUUGCCCUGCACUUUCCAUCUUCCUUUCUACACAGCGGGUGCAACAAAACGUAGCUUGAGAUGCAUCCCCAAGUUUGACGUACCCUCAGCUUUAAUAUGGMAUGAUCUACCUAGGAUGUAAAAGUCCACCUGGCUGCAGAGCUGAAGACAGGGAAUUGAAGGCUGGUCUCUGUCCAUCUUGAAAGUGAGUGAGCAGAGCAGAGGUGUGAGAGCUACAGGUAUUUUUGGCUUUAGUCACCUCUCACGCAAAACCUCUUCCACUGAAAAUUCUGCUGAAUAUAAAUACAAGCUGUAACAAAAGCUUCU
This is a messenger RNA of Nothoprocta perdicaria, 1767 nucleotides long. RefSeq names its product diacylglycerol O-acyltransferase 1 (gene DGAT1). Gene Ontology annotation, molecular function: diacylglycerol O-acyltransferase activity. Gene Ontology annotation, biological process: triglyceride biosynthetic process. The record is from RefSeq and is a predicted model, not a curated record. Lineage: Eukaryota; Metazoa; Chordata; Aves; Tinamiformes; Tinamidae. Gene Ontology annotation, cellular component: endoplasmic reticulum membrane. The transcript is spliced from 17 exons. The coding region runs from base 1 to 1443 and encodes 480 amino acids.